GUAUUGAAGGAAAUGCUGGAGAUAACCCUGCAGCUCUGCCGUAUAGCGGACACACAGCGAGUGUUAACAACAGAGAACCGACAGAGAGCUGAUCUGCGGCCCAACCGCAGUCAGUGAGUCAGUCGGUUCCUAAUUUAAUUAACGGACAGUUUGAAGUUAAAUCGACGGUCCAAAGCGGUUUUCUAAAGUCAAGGAUGAUAUCUGUGUCUGCUUCCCGAUGAGAGCGGGGUUAAAUUCACUUCUGAGGUGUCACAGCCAGGUUCGAAUGCAAAGUGCAGAUUCCAUACAUAUACACUUAGAUAUUUAAUUAAAAGACACUUCCUUUGACAACUGAGACAUAAGUUACGGGGUUGACUCGUUCAAUAAAAAAGGAAAAAUCUAACAAAUAAAAAAAGUAAUUUUUUUAUUUACCUUUACCCUGAUAUCGAACUCGCAUUUCCGCCGUUGUCUUAGUCAUCAUAUAUGCGACAUAGUAGAACACGUUUUCAGUGCUGACCUUCAACUCGUCCGACAACUUUUGCAAACUUUGCAACUUGUUCAUUUUCGAAUUUCGUUUCUGGUGAGAAACUUUGUCAGCGGAUCCUCAAUCCAGAAUGCCAGCAAGACGAGGGUAAGUACGCAACGAUUUAAUUGAAAAUUACCUGACGGACACAGAUACGUUUAAACUAUAGUGGGGCUCUGCGCUGUCCCCGGGACUUAAAUGGUGGAGGAGAGAUAGACAUUCUCACUUCACAACAGCCUUGCUUGCGUUUCAUCAUAUCGUAUAUCAUAUCAUUAUCAACCAGUUUCAUAAUUGGUUGUCUAGGACAUUACAUCUUCCCUCUUGACAAUCAACAUUCAUGUACAAACUGUAUAACCACAGUACAAAUACUUUUGUGCAUCCUUAUUCUUUUCUUAGUACAAAGUAAUGCCAACUUUUUUAAAUGUUCUGUUUAUUUUAAAACAGGACAAGACUUGCUUGCUUACAAGGCACAUUUUAUUUUGUCAUUAUGCCAUAUUUUCACUGGGGUAUUAUUAAAAGGUACUGCUUCGGAGUACCUUUUAAUAAUACCCCAGCUGUAAAUCAAAAGCUUAUUGUUGCAUUUUGUGCUUUAAACACUUCCGUGACUUAGUGAAUUGCCAUGACAUGCAAUUACCGAAACGUAUUUCACCAUGUUGGUGGUAUGAAAGCAUAUAAGGAAAAGCUUCCAAUAAUAUGUAACAAUUUCUAUAUCUAGAAACCAACAGACAAGGUCACUACCAAAAUCCAAUCAGACAUGACAGGCCAUCAUGAGGAGGAUACAAAGGGAAGCAUUGUUCAAAGUCCAGUGGAUGCUCCAUCUCAGCUCAAGGAUUUGUGGAAAAGAAGUGACACAGAAGUGGUUGUGUCUGUGGUCCCCUCUCAAAUCAGAGGGAACAGCUUCAUAAUCCACCACAGUGAGCUACGGACACUUAGACCUCACCAGUGGCUUACGGGCGAGGUCAUUGAGUGUCUUUUGCAUCACUUUUCUAAUGAGCUCCAUUUGGAGAGAAUGAUUUAUAUUCUAAAUCAUUACACGGCUGGUGUGAUCCUCUUUGGGAACAGAGAACAGAUCAGGAGGAACACUUUGUCUAAGAUCAACUUUGACAACUAUAAAGCAAUUGUGUCUUUUGUGAACAUACACAAUUCCCACUGGAAGCUUCUGUACAUCAAUGCAGCAGAAAAAAACGUGUAUUUGGUUGACCCAGCACGCAGGUCCACAGAGCUGACAGACUCAGACCAUGCUGCAAAAAGAAUAUGUGAAUACUUCAAACUGAGGAGGACCUGCCACAGCAAGACUGACUGGGUGGACAUCAAAUUCAAAGGGGGUGUUCUGCAACACCCACUGCAGCAGCAUGGAGAUAGCUGUGGGGUACUUGUAAUCAUGAUGGCAAACGCAGUCAUGGAGGCCUUUCCGAAAAUACCAAACAUUGCAUUUGGUACAACAAAGACAGAGAUGGAACAUCAGCGUACGCUCUGCAAAUACUUAAAGCCUCAGUGUUUGACAUAGAUAACAACUGUGCCAUGUGCUCAGCGACAAAACCACCAGGUCCAGGGCCUUCCUUCACUGACUGGAUUCAGUGUGACAGAUGUAGCCGGUGGUUUCAUGCCCAGUGCCUCCAGAUGGACACAGCCCAGAUUCAAAAUGUGCAAACCGCUGACUGGAAUUGCUGUCUGUGUCAAAAAUAAUUCCACAAUCAGUAUGUGCUAUGUCUUCUUUUUUUUUUAUGUUCACUGUUUUCUUCGUCUGUGUAUGAAAGAGUCGCCUAAAACACAUAUUUUGCCUUUCAUAGUAUUACCAGCUGCAAAAGCAACACUGGUAUUGUUUUCACUUUGUGAGUCUGUGUGCAAGUCCCCAGGUGUUUAUAUUGCUAUCUCUGUGUACAGAUGUUCUCAUCCCGAUAGCAACCGUGAACGAUGCAGUCACAAAACUUUACAGGUGUUUAUUUUUUAUCAAACUGAAGGCCGCGUUUGAAGAUGGGUGUGGCCCAACAAUAGCACCUGAAUUACGAAAUUAAAAGGAAGGGGUUGAUCAGGACUUUACGCCCCUUAAACAAUUCAGCAUCAUGGCCGUUUAGGUUUUUAUAAUUUUAUUUUUCGUUUUAAUAACACAGUUGAGUGAUGUUUUGUGUUUUUACAUAAAGGUUUUAGGUUCCCAUUUUAUACAAAAUGACAUAAAAAAAUGUUUUACCUUGUUAUAAAGAACAAAGCUUUUGACAACUACUCCGGUGUUUUAUUCAUAAAACUAUUUUUUUCCUCCAUUGUUGGCGUUAUGUAUUUAUUUUGUUAUAUAUUACCUGUACUUACAAGUUUUGCAAUAGUGAAAUGGUGAUAAAUAAUCAAGCUCAAAUGGAGCAAAGGAGCCACAGUUGGUGCCAAUUCAAAAAAUAUUAUAAAAAUACAACACUACUAAUUGAACAGAGCAUAAUUCAUAGGAAAAAAAAUGUUAUUUGUAGUGUAAAAGGGUACCCCAAUCUAACCUAAGCAUUAUCCCUAUAAAAGGAUAAGAUAAUAAACAAAAUGCUCAACAUAAUUAACAAAUACAAAGAGAGUCUUUCACGCUGCGAUCAAGAAAUUGAAAUCAAGACAUCGCUAAGGCAAGAUUGAUUUUUACAUAUGGGUGCAGCUGAAAGAGAGGGUAGGACAGUUAGAGAUUCCAAGAAAAGGGACUAGUCAUAGGAGUGGGAAUACAAGCAUAUCAG
Messenger RNA from Platichthys flesus (European flounder), 3201 nucleotides. RefSeq lists its product as uncharacterized. Gene Ontology annotation, biological process: proteolysis. Lineage: Eukaryota; Metazoa; Chordata; Actinopteri; Pleuronectiformes; Pleuronectidae. Gene Ontology annotation, molecular function: cysteine-type peptidase activity. The coding region runs from base 1257 to 2009 and encodes 250 amino acids. The transcript is spliced from 9 exons. The record is from RefSeq and is a predicted model, not a curated record.